Messenger RNA from Sporisorium graminicola, 4566 nucleotides. RefSeq lists its product as uncharacterized. Gene Ontology annotation, molecular function: ATP hydrolysis activity; ATPase-coupled intramembrane lipid carrier activity; ATP binding. The transcript has a single exon. Gene Ontology annotation, cellular component: plasma membrane. Bases 1 to 4566 code for a protein of 1521 amino acids. NCBI's taxonomy places the organism in Eukaryota, Fungi, Basidiomycota, Ustilaginomycetes, Ustilaginales, Ustilaginaceae. The record is from RefSeq and is a predicted model, not a curated record. Gene Ontology annotation, biological process: phospholipid translocation.
AUGUUUGGCAAGCGUGGCUCCAAAUCGAGUCGGCCCAAGGCGGGCUCUGCUGCCAAGGCUGAUGCUUCCAAGCAAGGCAAGCUGCAGAAGUUUCGCGCCAAACUCGCCAAAUUCAGUCUCGAUCCAGAUACCGUCUUCAAGAAAGAGCGACCACCGCCUGCUCCUCGCUCCAUCUACUUCAACGAGCCUCUACCCGAGCAGGCGUUCAACGCCAAGGGGCAUCCUCAAUACCCCUACGUCUUUGCCAGCAACCAGGUCUUGACCGCAAAAUAUACCAUCUACAACUUCGUCUUUAAGAACUUGCUAGAACAGUUCCGCCGUGUCGCCAACCUCUUCUUCUUGCUCAUCGUCAUCUUGCAAUUUUUCCCGCAGUUCACCACCAUCAAUCCCGGUGUAUCAAUGCUGCCGCUGCUCGCCGUACUUGCCAUCACCAUGGCCAAGGAUGGAUACGAAGACAUCAAGCGCCAUCAGUCGGAUCGCAACAUCAACCGUCUCAAGGUCAAGACGCUCACUGGCGGAGGUUGGCAGAACCCAAAUGUCAUGGAGCCCAACGCCAGAAGCGUUGCUGCCUUGUACGCUGCCUUCAUGGACAAGCUCUUUGGCAAAAAGAAAAAAUCCUCGAAACUGCAGAAGCAGAUGGCUGAAAAGGCUGAAGCAGCCGCCGAAGAGGGACAUGCCCACCAAUCCGCCGUAUCGCCUCUCUCCCCUCCUGCCGAUGCUCCUGGUGGUGGUGGCACCACCGAUGUCCACGGCAAUCUCGCCGUCACCGGAGAAGCCAACCCACCUGCUCGCGCCUCGCACCAACUAGCACGCCGCACCACCACCCGUCACAGCCAGUUUGAAACCGAAUACGAGCAGCUCGAAGACGGUCGCAUCAGGCACGACGGGCGCAUCCUAUCUCCCGAGGAAGAGCACGCCUUCUUUUCCAAAAAGGCGCCGCGUUGGAAGCCAAAGAUGUGGGAGAACCUCGCGGUUGGUGACUUUGUCUAUCUCACCAACAACGAUCCCAUCCCUGCCGACAUCAUUAUCUGCUCCACCAGCGAAGAGGAGGACACCUGCUUCAUCGAGACAAAGAACCUCGACGGUGAGACCAACCUCAAAGCCCGUCACGCUGUCCCCGAGCUCACUUCGCUGCGCACCCCGGAAGAAUGUGCACGAGCCUCGCUGCGCAUCGAUGCCGAGCCACAGGACACCAACAUGUACCGCCUCAAUGCUAGCGUCAUCCUCAACGACCACUUCGACAAAAACGGCAACCCGCUCCAGUGCCCUGUCACGCUCAACCAGAUCCUGCUGCGUGGCUGCAACGUCCGCAACACCAAGUGGCUCAUUGGCGUCGUCAUCAUGACUGGAUGGGACACCAAGAUCAUUGCCAACUCCGGUGUCACCCCCUCCAAGCGUUCCAUGAUCGAGAAGCAGAUGAACCCCAUGGUCUACUUCAACUUGGUCGUCCUGGCCUGCGUCUCGGUCGCAUGUGCCAUUGCCGAUUCCGUGCUUGAGCAGUACUACUUUGAUCGCGACGCCUACUGGGAGUACGGAGCGAUCUACAGCGACGACAACCCACGCAUCAACGGGUUGGUCGCAUUUGCCAACUCGCUCAUCACCUUCCAAAAUAUUGUGCCCAUCUCGCUGUACAUCUCAUUCGAGUUUGUUCGCCUGGCUCAGGCCUACUUUAUCUACGACGACUACGACAUCUGGUACGAGAAGACCAACCGACGCACGACCGCCAAGUCGUGGAACCUCUCGGAUGACCUCGGUCAGAUCGAGUACAUCUUCAGUGACAAGACGGGCACACUCACCCAGAAUGUUAUGAUCUUCCGCGAGUGUGCCGUCGCCGGCGUCAUCUACCAUGGCGACGCCAUUUCGCCUCACGUCGGUGCUUUGGACAGUGCGACCACAGACGCGCCCACGGCAAAGGACUCGGACAAGGACGACGAUGGCUCCACCCACAACGGCUCGGGAGACACCGGCAUCAAGGGCUCCGAGUCGUAUCACGCACACAACUCCAAAGUCAACGUAAAGCCGCUCAACCCUGACAUUCCACCCUUCCACGACCAAAAGCUUGCGGAUACCCUCAAAGACGCUGAUUCCAAGCAGGCAAAGCAGCUUGGUAACUUCUUCCGUUGCCUUGCGCUCUGCCACACGGUCCUCGUCGAAAAUCUCGAAGACGGCAGCAUCGAGUACCAAGCACAAAGCCCCGACGAGCAGGCGCUGGUUCAGGCUGCUGCCGAUGCUGGCUUCAUCUUCCUCGGCAAGGAGCGUCAGACGCUCAGAAUUUCGACUCCUUUUUCAAACGAGCCCGAACUCUACGAGCUGCUCGUCGUCAACGAGUUUUCGUCUGCACGAAAGAGGAUGAGUGUCGUCGUACGGCGCGAGUCCGACGGCCAGGUGCUCAUGUUGGCCAAAGGUGCAGACAGUAUCAUGUUUGAGCGCGCGCGCGCAGGUCAGGACGAGCUCAAGUCUGAGACCGAUGCUGCUCUCGAAGAGUUUGCCAACAAAGGUCUGCGUACUCUGUGCCUGGGUGGAAAGGAGCUGAGCCACGACUUCUACGAGGAUUGGCGGCAACGCUACCACGAGGCGUCUGUCUCCAUUCAGGACCGUGAGGACAAGAUGGAAGCUGUCGCGAGCGAGCUCGAAAAAGACUUUGACCUGUACGGUGCCACCGCCAUCGAGGACAAGCUGCAGGAUGGUGUUCCGGAGACCAUCGCUGAUCUCAAGCGCGCUGGAAUCAAUGUGUGGGUGGCCACGGGUGACAAACUCGAGACAGCUAUUGCGAUUGGUUACUCGACCAUGUUGCUCACCGAAGACAUGAAUCUGGUCGUAGUUCGUGGAGGCGAGUACGGACAGCCCAACUCGGCCUACGAACAGCUGCGAAAGGCUGUGAUCCGCUUCUUUGGCGGACCGGCUGUGCUCAAGGAGAUGGACCACCAGCCACCGGGCGAGGAAUCGGAGAGUCGACGCUCUUCGUUCAUGUCGCGCAGGCCCUCGUACCACUCGCGUCGUCGCAGCAGCGUCAGCCAAGCUUCGCUCGUCGGCGAGGACAAUGGACAGCGCAGUGGCGGUUUCGCUCUUGUUAUCGACGGCACAGCACUGGGGCAUGCGCUUAGCGAAGACUUUAGCAAGGAUCUGCUGCUGCGCAUCUCGACCCAGUGCAAGGCGGUUAUCUGUUGUCGUGUCUCUCCCUUGCAAAAGGCGUUGAUUGUCCGGCUCAUCAAGGACGGUCUGGGGGUCAUGACGCUUGCCAUCGGAGACGGUGCUAACGACGUCAGCAUGAUCCAAGCCGCGCACGUCGGUGUGGGUAUUGCCGGUGAGGAGGGUCUGCAGGCCGUCAACUCGUCCGACUAUGCUAUCGCGCAGUUUCGUUACCUCAAGCGUCUGGUGCUUGUCCACGGGCACUGGUCCUACUACCGCAACUCGGUCAUGAUUUCCAACUUUUUCUACAAGCAGUUCAUCCAGGUCGGCACGCUUUUCUGGUUCCAGAUCUACUGUGCAUGGUCGACGACGCAGGCGAUCGACUACGUCUACAUCCUGCUUUGGAAUGCAGUGUGGACGGUGUUGGCCGUCAUCUUCAUGGGUAUCUUUGACCGCAACAUCAACGACAAGGUGCUCAUGCAGGUACCCGAACUCUACCAUCGAUCCCGCAAGCGCCUCUACUUUGGUCUGAAGCCGUUCUUGCUGUACUUUUUGGACGGCAUCUACCAGUCGGUGGUGCUCUUCUUCUUCUGGGCUUACUCGUACAACACCACGACCGCGCGCAACGACGGAUACGACACGGGUCUGUUCGAGUGGUCGACUGGGAUGGCAAUUGCAUCAGUGCUGGUGGCCAACUUGUUUGUCGGUCUCAACGCAAGCGCAUGGAGCUGGUUCAUCUUUGUCGGUGUUUGGGCGGGCACCGUCGUCAUGUUUGUGUUUGCGCCCAUCUACGCGGCGUUUACAUCGACCCUGUCGUACGGCAACAACCACUAUUUGUACGCGUCGAUCCAGUUCUGGGUGCUCGGAUUGCUGACGUGCUUCCUAUCGCUUCUACCGCGCAUCUUAGCCAAAUGUUUACGCCAGUCGUACUAUCCGACCGAUGUGGACAUUUUGCGAUACGUGGACAAGAAGGACAACGACCACGAUUUCACGCGCGAUCCCGCUAUUCCGCACGCACACGCCGAUGGCGCCGUCUACGCGGACGCGGCGGCGGGUCGACCUAGUAUGACGCAUCAUACGUUUGCCCCGCUUGUGCGCGCGGCGACGUCGACGUCACGGUUCGAUGGUGUCGGGGAGGCAAGUGCGCCGGGUGGCGUACCGAUGCACGAUCUGCGCCAGACAGCCUCGCGCGCUAGCAGCACGCACUACGACAUGCUCACGGGCGAGCAGAGGCCGAAUCGCGGGUAUACCUUCUCUGCGGAUGAGCCGAGUGGUGCACUGCACAAGAAGAAGAGCGUCAAGGAUCGACUGGUGCCGGAUGUGUUUAAGAGGAGUUUGCGGAAGAAGGACCAGCGGAAACGUCUGACCAUGAUCGACCAGGAAGAAGACGCCGUAGAAGGGCACCAGGCGGCCGGUCAAGACACUACGCAGAACUGA